This is a messenger RNA of Colletotrichum chrysophilum, 3690 nucleotides long. RefSeq lists its product as uncharacterized. Gene Ontology annotation, molecular function: ATP binding; ABC-type transporter activity; ATP hydrolysis activity. The record is from RefSeq and is a predicted model, not a curated record. NCBI's taxonomy places the organism in Eukaryota, Fungi, Ascomycota, Sordariomycetes, Glomerellales, Glomerellaceae. Bases 1 to 3690 code for a protein of 1229 amino acids. Gene Ontology annotation, biological process: transmembrane transport. The transcript has 7 exons. Gene Ontology annotation, cellular component: membrane.
AUGGCCAUGGUGAACCUCGUGUUCGGUCAAUUUAUCACUGUGAUCACCGAUUUCACCACAGGCGCAUCUUCGCCAGGAGAAUUUCGCAGCGAAUCAGCGCGACUUGCGCUCUAUUUCUUCAUAAUUGGCAUCGGCAGAUUUGUGGUUUCCUACGGUUACAGCACCCUGUUUACCCUCGCCGCAUACCGGAUCACUCGCAACAUUCGCCAUGCAUACCUAAAAGCAGGACUCACUCAAGAGAUAGCUUACUUUGACUCGGGCAUUGGCGGCUCGGUCGCGGUGCAAGCUACCUCUCAUGGUAGACUGGUUCAAGCUGGAAUUUCAGAGAAGCUUGGCCUCGUCAUUCAGGGUCUCUCUGCCUUCAUCUCAGCAUUUGUUCUGGCCUUCGUCACUAACUGGAAGCUAACCCUCAUCACCGGCUGCAUUGCACCAGCUACAAUCUUUGUGAUGAGCGUGGCAUCCUAUCUAGAAGCCGCGAUUGAGAUUCAGAUUCUCGGUUGGAACGCGCAGGCUGGAUCGUUUGCGGAGAGCAUUCUUGCUAGCGCUCGUACAGUCCAGGCAUUUGCGCUUCGAUCCAGGCUGAUCACGGACUUCAACACAUACCUCGAAAAGUCGGCCAAGCUUGGGCGAAAGAAGAAUCCUAUAUUGGGAUGCCUAUUUUCGGCGGAAUAUUUCAUUCUCUUUUCUGGCAUCGGACUUUGCUUUUGGCAAGCUAUUGGCAUGCUGGCGAGAGGCGAGACUAAAGCACCCGGAGAUGUCUUCAUUGUCCUGAUGUCCGUCAUCGUCGCAGCUUCGAGCCUGACCGCCAUUACUCCCUACCUCAUCGACUUCACCCGAGCAGCGACUGCAGCGGUAGAGCUUUUCAGACUCGUCGAUCGGAAGUCGAUAAUAGAUCCGUUGGACCAAUCUGGUGAUCAACCCCAAAACGUCACCGGCAACAUCGAUUUUGAGAAUGUCUCUUUCAAUUACCCCAUGCGUCCGGACACAAAAGUCCUCGACAACUAUUCCCUUCACAUCCCAGCUGGAAAGACGACAGCCUUGGUUGGUGCCAGUGGCUCUGGUAAAAGUACAAUUGUUGGUUUGCUGGAACGAUGGUAUAACCCUGCGUCAGGAACAAUCACCUUGGACGGAAGGCCAAUCGAACAGCUCAACCUCCAGUGGCUGCGGAAGCAGAUCCGACUUGUGCAGCAGGAACCGAUCCUUUUCAGUGGUACCGUAUACGACAACAUUGUGAACGGACUCGUUGGGACACCAUGGGAGAACGAGCCUCGUGAAGCCAAGCUGGCUCGUGUUCAACAAGCGGCAGAAAUUGCCUUCGCACACGACUUCAUCAAGACUCUCCCAAACGGAUACGACACAGUCAUCGGCGAACGUGGAGGGCUUUUGUCUGGCGGUCAAAAGCAACGUGUCGCUAUUGCUCGCAGCAUUAUUUCCCAGCCCCGGAUUCUUCUUCUCGAUGAAGCUACUAGCGCGCUUGAUCCCCAUGCAGAACAGGUGGUGCAGCAAGCUCUUGACAACGUCUCAAGAGGGCGAACGACCAUCACGAUCGCACAUAAGCUGGCUACCAUUCGAGAUGCUGACAAUAUCGUUGUCAUGAAACAGGGUCAGAUCAUCGAACAGGGCACCCACGACGCACUACUAGCAAUGAACGGCGCGUAUUCUCGACUCGUCAUGGCCCAGGACUUAGCAAUCACCGAGGAACCUUCUGACAGCACUUCCAAUUCUGACACCAUUGCCGAGGACGAAGACAAGUCCGUCCGACUCAGUCAUGCUUUGACAAGAUACUCCACCGCAACGCGACUCCGGGCGGAGCAACGAAUCGACAAGGACAACUUCGACAACUGGAAACGUGUUGGAUUUUGUGCCACGGUCUGGCGGCUUUUGAAAUGCACUCCCGAACUCCGGUGGUACUACGCAGCUUUAACUGCAGCAUGUUUCAUUGCGGCGGCGGCGUACCCCGGACAGGCUAUCCUGAUGUCAAGGUUCAUCGAGGUUUUCAAGUUCACUGGGUCACAGAUGCAGAAGAAGGGCAACUUCUUCGCCCUCAUGUUCUUUGUUGUCGGUAUUGGGGCCUUUGUGGUCUACUUUGUCAUUGGAUGGUGCUCGAAUACCAUAGCUACAGUCUGUUCUACCUCUCCUCUCAUGUCAUACAUGUCUUCAUUUAAGCUGACGCCUACCCAGACCUUCAACCAGAAAAUGCGAAGGGAGCUUGUGGAUAACAUGCUCAAACAAGAUCUUCAGUUCUUCGACCGACCGGAGAACACAACUGGGGCUCUGACGAGUAGGACGGACUCAUACCCUCAAGCUGUGUUUGAGCUCAUGGGAUUCAAUAUCUCUUUGAUUCUCGUGUCGAUUGUGAGCGUUCUCGCCUGCAGCAUUCUGGCGUUGGCAUACGGAUGGAGAUUAGGCGUCGUCAUUGUCUUCGCCGGCCUGCCCCCAAUGCUCUUUGCCGGUUAUGUUCGCAUCAGGAUGGAGUCUGCUAUGGAUGCAAAGAUAUCCAAGAGGUUUUCUUCCAGUGCCUCCAUCGCAUCCGAGGCAAUUACCGCCAUUCGCACUGUCUCUUCUCUGUCCAUCGAGAAGUCUGUUCUCGAAAGAUACACGAGGGAGCUAGAUCACGCCAACAGUUUCGCUCGGAGGCCGAUAUUGCUCAUCAUGCUGCCUUUCGCCUUCACACAGAGUGUUGAAUAUGCUUUCAUGGCUCUUGGAUUCUGGUAUGGCUGCCGUCUGGUAUCAUUCGGCGACAUGAGCACGGUCAAUUUCUUCGUCGCCUUCCUGGGCGUCUUCUUUUCUGGACAACAGGCCUCCAUUCUCUUUGGCUUUUCUAGCAGCAUGACGAAAGCUGUCAACGCAGCUAAUUACCUUUUUUGGCUGUCCGAACUGAAGCCAUCGAUUCGGGAAACUGAUGAGAAUGCAUGCGUUGGGCCCUCGGACUACUCAACAAUUGACCUUGAGCGCAUUAAGUUCUCUUAUCCUUUGAGGUCUGAAACAAAGGUCCUACAGGGUGUCGACCUGUCGAUCAAGAAGGGACAAUUUGUGGCCUUUGUUGGAGCAUCUGGAUGCGGAAAGAGCACUAUGAUUGCCAUACUUGAGAGGUUCUAUGAUCCAGUCAGCGGUCACCUGAGGGUUGAUUCUGUUGAUGUUGAUCGGAUGAACCCGUGGCUUUUCCGAAAAGACGUCGCACUCGUACAGCAAGAGCCUGUCCUUUAUCCAGGCACCAUCAGGCACAAUAUCUCCAUGGGUAUUCCGACAGAAGAUCCGUCAACCAUUUCUGAUGGAAGCAUCAUCGAAGCCUGCCGUAUGGCCAAUGCAUGGGAGUUCAUCAGCUCCCUGCCCGAAGGUCUCGAUACUCAAUGCGGAGCCAAUGGCACUCAACUUUCUGGUGGCCAGCGCCAGCGAAUCGCUAUCGCACGUGCCUUGAUCCGUAAGCCUCGUGUACUGCUACUCGAUGAAGCAACAAGUGCACUGGAUACACAAUCGGAGCGCAUUGUGCAAGAAGCGUUGAACCAGGCAGCUUCGUCUGGUGAGCGGAUUACCAUCGCUGUGGCACAUCGGCUGUCAACCAUCAGACACGCUGAUGUAAUUUGUGUUUUCCACGGCGGUAGAAUCGUUGAAAAAGGUACUCACGAGGAACUUUUGGCAAAGGGUCCCAUGUACAAGAAGAUGUGUGAGGCCCAGAGCCUUGGAACCUAG